UUGAACUGUGGGCUGAAAUUUGAAAACGUUGGGCUUUGGUUGUUGGCCUGUCUGUCGUCGUCAGAGGAAAUAUUAUUUUAACACUGUACAAAAUGGACGCGCUCGCUGCAGAAGAGACAAAGAUGUACUUUUACGAGAACAGACUGAAAACGUUCUCUGGCUGGCCGUUCGACGAGGACUGCAUGUGCACACCGGAGAACAUGGCUAAAGCUGGCUUCAUUCACACGCCUUCAGAGAACAGCCCAGACAUCGCCAUGUGUUUCUUCUGCCUCAAAGAGCUCGAAGGCUGGGAGCCAGAGGAUGAUCCAGAAAAGGAGCACAAAUCUCACUCAUCUUCCUGUCACUUCAUCACCCUUAAGAAGAAAGUGGAGGAUCUGACUGUGGAGGAAUUCUUUAAACUGCAGAAGGAGAGACACAAGUUCAUCAUUAAUAAAUCCUGCAACGACACCAUCACAAAGUUUGAAGAGGCAGCCAAACUGAAGAGAGCCGACAUCAUAAAGACGGCCAUGGGAGAGGAGUGACUACCUGGCUGCAAAUUAACGUGUGUGUCUGAGAGAGUGUGUGUUUAUGUGUAUGGUUUUUAACUUCUGUUUUUAAAUAAACUUGUCCUUAAUUUACAGAUUUAA
Molecule: messenger RNA, 626 nt
Organism: Solea senegalensis (Senegalese sole)
Lineage: Eukaryota; Metazoa; Chordata; Actinopteri; Pleuronectiformes; Soleidae
Gene: birc5a
Product: baculoviral IAP repeat containing 5a
Exons: 4
Coding region: 93-521 (142 amino acids)
Source: RefSeq, a predicted model, not a curated record